This is a messenger RNA of Cuscuta europaea, 1052 nucleotides long. The record is from the annotation of a GenBank genome assembly. NCBI's taxonomy places the organism in Eukaryota, Viridiplantae, Streptophyta, Magnoliopsida, Solanales, Convolvulaceae.
CUUGCUUCUCAACUUUUGAUUAUAACCUCUCCCCUCUGAUCUCAGAGCUUCUCAAAAACAAACAAAUCCAACAAUGGCUACUAAUCCAUUAAAGUCCAUUAACCACCACCAUCACUGCCACCCAUUCACAUUAAGGCGUCAUCCCCUGUCUGACUCCUCCUCCUUCCUCAAACCCACCACCAGAACCGCCGGAGCCGUCUCCUCCGCCGCCCUUCCGCGCGGCAUUUUCAACUUCAACCUUUCCCCCGCCACUCCAACGACUACAGUCACGCCGCCCUCCCCCCCGCCCCAAACCUCCGUGUCCUACGACCUCCUGGAGCGCCACCUCGCCGCCCAGAACUUCCGGCAGGCGGACGAGGAGACCCGACGGCUGCUCAUCGCCCUCGCCGGCGACGCCGCACAGGAGCGCGGGUACGUGUUCUUCUCAGAGGUCCAGUUCAUCCCGGACUCCGACCUCCGGCAAAUCGAUUCCCUCUGGCGGAAACACAGCAAUGGCAGAUUCGGGUACAGCGUGCAGAAGAAAAUCUGGAAGAAAGUGAACGGGGACUUCACGGAUCUGUUCAAGAAGAUCGGAUGGAUGAAGAAGCUGGAGACUGAGAUUGAACAGUACAAUUACCGGGCGUUUCCGGACGAGUUCAAUUGGGAGCUCGGCGACGAGGUGCCGGAAGGGCAUUUGCCGUUGACGAACGCGCUGAGAGGGGUCCAGCUUCUGAGCUACAUUCUGAAGCACCCGGCUUUUGAGGAGGAAGAAGAAGAAGGAAAUAAUUUGAGUAGUGUAAAUUCUGCUGCAAGUGAAGGAGGGAUAGGUUUGGGGUUGAAGAAGAUAUCGACGUUUAAACCGGAUUACAGCUUUUGAUGACGAAGAUGUAAAUGAGUUUAUAAUCUUUAUAAUCUGUUCGUUUGUUUAAAAUCUUCUUCUUCGAGUAGGAUUAAUUAAUAGAACCACCUCCCAUAGUGGAAUAUCGAAAAAAUACAGUGUUAUAUUAUAAUGAAUCAUUCAAGGAAGUUGAUAGAUUAAUUGCAUUAUUUAUUAUUACCUCCCUCGACUUUGC